Messenger RNA from Gasterosteus aculeatus aculeatus (three-spined stickleback), 2564 nucleotides. It is a transcript of the gene cd4-1, whose product is annotated as CD4-1 molecule. The record is from RefSeq and is a predicted model, not a curated record. NCBI's taxonomy places the organism in Eukaryota, Metazoa, Chordata, Actinopteri, Perciformes, Gasterosteidae.
GUGUGUGUUUGUGUGUCUGUGUGUGCGCGUGUGUGUGUCAGCGAAAGAGCCACCUGCACUGCACACAGUCUACCAAAUGUCAGAGCUCAAAUCAUCGCUGCACUGAGAACAUCACAUACCAAUCGGAGAGGAGGGAGGUGCGACGCCACUAAAAAAGCAAGUUCGUUUGAUAGAUAUUCAACAUUUCCAACCAACUCGGGGUCACAGAGCACAAAGGGACACAGCGCUCAACAACAGAUCUCCAUCCCGACUGCACCUGUGACCCUCUCGGUUUCUGGGUUUCAGCUCCCCAGACGUGACGGAAAUGAGGAAUGUUUUUCACCCCGUCUUCCUCCUCCUGGCUGCGCUCACGUCCUUCACGGGCGCACUGGAGGUGAUAUAUGCUCAACUGGGAGAGACGGCUACCAUUAAGCCUCCAGAGAUUGAUGAUUACAAAAAGCAUUAUGUGUACUGGCAGCUUGAAGACAGGCCGUCUGAUGUCGACGCUCUUGUCUGGCGCAAUCCUUGGGGCAGAUGGGGGACAUUAUCAGAUGACCGAUGGAAAGGCAGAUUGUCCUUGUCCCGUGACUCGCUGAUCAUCAAAGACGUACAAGAAACAGACUUUGAGACUUUUGUCUUUAAACGCGAUCCUAGUGGUACACCAACCAAAUAUAAACUUCUCAAACUCACAGUGAGUGUGACCCCAUCCUCUCCUCUGCUGCCGGGGGACUCGCUGACUUUGUCCUGCUCCGCACAGACUCUCCAAGGUCACAAGGACCCACAGAUACAGUGGCUGAAUCCCUCGGGAGAGAAAAUGAAAAAAGGUCCAGCACCACUGACUCUGAAAGUAACGAGUCGAGACAGUGGCCAGUGGAUUUGUGUUGUGACAAAUGAUAAAAAAGAGAACAAGGCCAAAGUUUCUGUUACGGUUUUAGACCUCUCCCCCGCUCUUUUACGUCCUCAAUACACGUCGAAAUCCUGGCCUCUCACCGUGCCCUGUUCCCUCCCCGCUCACAUCUCGUGGCAACAAAUCAAAGCGAAGGACCUCCAAGAAGUUCACUGGCACUUUGUCCCCGAAUCAGGCCGGACUCCACAGAGGCUCUUCUCCCUCUCUCUGAAGGAUCCACUCACCUGGGAGAAAGACCAAAACAGAGAACUACGCUCUGCAGCAGACCUUCAAAAAGGAAAUCUGUCUUUGACCAGAAGCCGAGGGAAUGAAGAAGACCAAGGAGAUUAUGUGUGCACCAUGAAAUUUAAAAACGGCGUGUUGCUGAACAGGACGGUGCACGUGAAGGUGCUGCAAAUCACCUCCUCUCCAGGAACAGACUUAAUUUCUGGCCAGCAGCUCAACUUGACCUGCAGCGUUGGCCAUCCGACGCCCUCUGACCUGCAACUGAAGUGGGUUCCGCCCGAACAGUCGUCCCUGACGCCUGACCGGCACCUCGCCCACUUCACCGUCCCAGAAGUGGGGACGGCAGACGGCGGAAAGUGGAGAUGUGAGCUGUGGCAAAGCGGCGCGCUGCUGACGUCGGCCGAGAUCACGCUGAAAAUCGAACCCAAAUUGAGUUUGUGGAUGCUGGUGGUCAUUUGUGGUGCCGCAGUCAUCGUAAUCCUCCUACUCAUCCUGGCAUUCAUCCUCUACAGACGCAGACAACAGAGGAUGACGCACCUCAGCCGUCGACUCUGCAAGUGCAAAACCCCCAAACCCAGAGGAUUCUACAGAACAUGAUAUCUCCAAGAGUGACAUUUUCAUGAGGACACCGGAACGAAUUGAGUUUCUGUUUAGAAGAGAUGGAUUUCUUUGACCUAUCCACUGAACCAUGAAACUCUGUCGGCUGUGUUAAUAAGACAAAGUUCAUGUCAGAGAUUGGUUUAUCACUGAGGUGUAAUUCAGUAGUCCAUGUCUGCCAUUUUUGGAUUGUUUUUAUAUUUCUAAUGUCACAUGUGAUUUAUAUUCCAGAGGAUUGCUCUAUGCUUCAUUUAAUCAGAAUUUUAACAUUAUUGUUUGUGAUAUUACUGUUGAACCGUUUAUAUUAUGCUUUUAUUUUAUCCACAUUGUUGCCAUCUAUAGUCUUUUUUUAUGACUGAUAACACUUGUUACUUUUUCAACUUUUUCCCUAUAAGCAAAUAUAUAAAAAUGAGCAUUUGUUGGUACUAGAUACCCAGCUGAGCACUCUUAGUGCAUUUUUUGGUGGUCCUGCAGCGGGAUGGGUCCGUCUCACGGAUACAAGAAGGAACAGGGAACAUUUUAGACCUGGUCUGAGUCCUCUCCAUCCAGACCACCGGACACGUGGUCACGUUGUUGCCUCUGAUUUCAGCACGUCACAAAAUCUACACGGAAAGAGCAAGAAUUUGUUUGUGCCAAAGUGAGAUGAGUUUUUUUGUGUAAAAUAAGAUGUAAAUUGGAUUGGUUUUAGGCUCUUUAGGCGGUGUGUUCACUCAUUAUAGCGACUCGGGUAAAGGAUGAGAUGUGUCUGUGUGACUGAUGUUUGUUCAUGAGAGAGAAUCUUUGCUAUUUCUGGAUAUCCUGACUCGGAUAAUGAUGAUCCUUCAAUAAAAUGUAAUCACCUUUAUUAACUCUCAAA